Rosa rugosa (rugosa rose) is the source of this 485-nucleotide messenger RNA. RefSeq names its product serine/threonine-protein kinase MPS1-like. The transcript is spliced from 3 exons. The coding region runs from base 84 to 380 and encodes 98 amino acids. Gene Ontology annotation, molecular function: protein serine/threonine/tyrosine kinase activity; ATP binding; protein serine/threonine kinase activity. Gene Ontology annotation, biological process: peptidyl-serine phosphorylation; mitotic spindle assembly checkpoint signaling; protein localization to kinetochore. Gene Ontology annotation, cellular component: spindle; nucleus; kinetochore. The record is from RefSeq and is a predicted model, not a curated record. Lineage: Eukaryota; Viridiplantae; Streptophyta; Magnoliopsida; Rosales; Rosaceae.
CAGAUAAGGCUUUACUGCAUGCAGUAUUGAGUGGCUCCAUAAAUAAUAAAGAUGGCAGAGUCAAGGAUGAUGGGUAUAUAUACAUGGUACUUGAAUAUGGAGAAAUUGAUUUGGCUCACAUGCUGUCCCAGAAGUGGAAGGAAAUGGAUGGGUCGAACCAGACCAUAGAUGAGAACUGGCUACGAUUCUACUGGCAGCAAAUUCUUCUGGCAGUCAGCACCAUACAUGAAGAGCGAAUUGUGCACUCUGACUUGAAGCCGGCUAAUUUCCUGCUUGUCAGAGGCUCUCUUAAGCUGAUUGAUUUUGGGAUUGCUAAAGCUAUAAUGAGUGAUACAACCAACAUCCAACGGGAUUCUCAGGUAGUUUUGAGUCUAAAAUGAAGGCAAGGAGGAAAUGAGGCGCAAAAAUGAUCAGAAAUGGAGAAGUGAAGUUUUCUCAGUUCUACUGGGAAAAUGAAUCCCAGUUGAAGUAGGAAUCCUGAGUCA